CUUGUUUUCAUCCAUCAACCUACCAGUCAACCAUGGGCAAUGCCUGCAUCCUACCGAGCUCUAGAGGACCUACGAAACUUAUCUUCUGGGGUGGCAACAUCGCCUACUUGAAGGAGAAACAUCUCGCCGGAGAACUCCUUUUCCAAUAUCCGGAUCACUUAGUUUGUCAUGCAGACUCAUUCUUCAUUGGCCACCCUUUACCUGUUCUUUCCAUUUCCGAUGAGCUUCGUAGCCAUGAGACGUACUUCAUUAUACCUAUUGAUUGCUUCCGAUGCCAAACACUCACCGCUGCUUCGCUUGCAGUUCUUGCAUCAUCGAACAAAGGCUCUCCGAUUAACUUCAGCAAGUGCGUUUUUGAGUAUGUGAAAGGUGAGAAUGGAAGGAUGCUUAUUAAAGUUCCACCGGAGUUGUUGAUGAGAGUUUUCGUUGGUGAUAGUAGGAAAAGUGACACAGAUGAUUUUGAGAAUGAUUCUCUUUGUAGCACGCCGGAGCUGCGAAGACAUUAUGAGCAGCUCGUUGGUCCAAGAGAUCGGCCUUGGUCUCCGAAACUUGAGACUAUUUCUGAAUCUAAGAUUAGGUUUUCUCCUGUGAAGUUGUUAGGAUUGGAGAGGAAAUUGUAGAUUUUCUAAUGUAGGAACUUUUCUCAUUUAUAUAUAUAUAUGACUGUCGAUUGACCUGUUCAUUAACUCAUGUACGAUUCUUUGCAAUCUUAUAAUAUGUAAAUUAGUCUGGAAAUUAUUAUUGAUCAUUUGCAUCAAUA
Dioscorea cayenensis subsp. rotundata (Guinea yam) is the source of this 760-nucleotide messenger RNA. RefSeq lists its product as uncharacterized. The record is from RefSeq and is a predicted model, not a curated record. Bases 33 to 620 code for a protein of 195 amino acids. The transcript has a single exon. Lineage: Eukaryota; Viridiplantae; Streptophyta; Magnoliopsida; Dioscoreales; Dioscoreaceae.